CGGUGCCGCGCGGCCGGAGCGGCCAUGGCGGUGCCGGUGGCGGAGCCGGCCCGGACCGGGCCCCGGCUGGGGAUGGCGCUGGGGCUGGCGGCGGGCGCCGGCUUCUGCCUCGGCGUGCUCUGGGUCAUGCGCCGCCGCUCCAAGGAGGCGGCGGAGCAGCCGCGCCCCGGCGAGGCCGUGCCCGGGGCACUGCUCCUGGCGGGGGAUGGAGCCGAUGGAGCCGUGCCCAGCCCCCUGCUGCUGAGGCAGGACGAGCAGCUGGAGGUGCUGGAGCGCCUGGACUUCGUGGUGAGGAACGUGGCCGAGCUGAGGAAGGAGGUGGAGGAGCUGCGGAACAGCCUGCAGGACCUGGCGGUGGAGAUCGUGGGGGAAGUCAGGACCCACCUUGAAGAAACCCAGCGUGUGGCUCACCGGAGGAAGUUCCCCUUCUCCAGGGAGAGAAGUGACUCCACAGGCUCCAGCUCCAUUUAUUUUACCACCAGCUCAAGGAAUCCCAACACAGAUGAUGGAGAGAGUGAAGGGGGUUACACCACGGCCAACGCCGAGUCCGACUAUGAGCGGGAGUCGGAGCGGGAGAGCGAGGACGAAGUGAGCUGUGACACCGUCAGGACCGUGCGCAGGGACUCCCUGGAGCUGCCCCCCGAGGAUGAGAGCUGUGACACCCUGAGGAGGGUGCACAGGGACUCCCUGGAGCUGCCCCCCAAGGAUGAGAGCGGUGACACCGUGAGGAACGUGCACAGGGACUCCCUGGAGCUGCCCCCCGAGGAUGAGAGCGGUGACACCGUGAGGAACGUGCACAGGGACUCCCUGGAGCUGCCCCCCGAGGAUGAGAGCGGUGACACCGUGAGGAACGUGCACAGGGACUCCCUGGAGCUGCCCCCUGAGGAUGAGAGCUCUCUGCUCCUGGAGGCCUCGCUGGAGGAGGGGCUGGGGCAGCUCCUGGAGCAGGCCGACCGCCUGCACAGCGGGGAUGAGCAGGACAGGAGAGAGGGCUUCCAGCUGCUCCUCAACAACAAGCUGGCGUACGCGGGGCAGCGGGAGUUCCUGUGGCGCCUGGCGCGGGCGCACUGCGACAUGUGGGAGCUGACAGAGGACAAAGAGGAGAGGAGGUCCUAUGCCACAGGGGGUGUCUGCAAGACUUUAGGGAAGGAAGAGCUGGAACUUGCCUUGCAGAAUUGGGACCAAAGUGCUGAGUGCCACCAGUGGUUUGCCAUCCUUUGUGGGCACGUGUCGGAGCAGGAGAGCAUUCCCAAGCGCAUCCAGGCUGGCUAUGUUUUCAAGGAACACAUUGAUAAAGCCAUUGCCCUGAAGCCACAGGACCCACAGCUCUACUAUCUGCUGGGCAGGUGGUGUUACCAGGUUGCCCACCUGGGCUGGCUGGAGAAGAGGACGGUGUCGGCGCUGUUCGAGGCCCCCCUGACGGCCACGGUGCAGGACGCGCUCCAGAACUUCCUGCGGGUCGAGGAGCUGAGCCCAGGGUUUUCCAAAGCAGGAAGAGUUUACAUUGCCAAGUGCUACAGGGACCUCGGGAACGCCUCGGCGGCGGUGCUGUGGAUGGACCUCGCCGCGGAGCUGCCAGGGUACACCAAAGAGGAUGCAGAAAGCGAGAAGGAACUUGAGGAGAUGCGCUCAGUCUGUAAGGAAUAAUUUUGGAAAAACUCAUCCCACUGCAGAGACAGUAAAAUUCCAAAUGGAUUUCAUGAUCCUACCAAUUCCAAGUACACUUCAUGGAAAAGCAACAAGAGCUUACAGGAAAACACCCAGCAGCACAUCCAGGAAAACAUCUUGGCAUUAAUGGGAUAAAAUAGUGAUUUACUUUCCUUUGCAGAGCACUGCAUUUGUUUGAUUUUAGGAUUCCUAAAAAUGUUACGUUCCUGAAAAAAAAAGGGGGAAUGUUUAUAGGUAGAGUUUGUGAUGUAAAAACAUUUGUGGUGAUAUAUAUGUGUGUAUAUAUAUGGCAGAUAUAUGUGAGAUAGAUACUUGGUGAUAUAAACAUGUAUUAUAUAUUUUUAUAUAUGUGUGUAUAAAUAUAUAAGUAUGUAUUUAUUUAUAUAUUAUAUAUCUAUAUAUGCACAUAUAUCUUUUAUAUCACACUCUCUACCUGUCAGAAAUCCUUGCUGGUGAGCUCCCAAUUCAUUCCUGAGGAAAACUUGAGUCAAAUGUUUUUUCCAGUUUAUUUGUAUUGUCUUUUCCAUAGUAAUUAAUGGAAUCAGUUGUAAUAACUGUUCAAUGGGUUUGGGGGAAAUCAAUUUCCAGGUGGGACCAAGGAACUUUUCUGCACAAUUCAGACUGGAUUUUAAGAGGUUCAUUGGUCAAAGAAGUGAGGAAUAGGAUUUUAAACUUCAGGAUUUUCUCCCAGUGAUGUUUCUGUCUUCGUUCACACAAGGCUGAAAACUUCUGUCACUCCAAACUGUGCUGCUGUGGUUUAGAUGGAAUGACUGAGUUUAGGAAGUAGUUCUUGAUCAGAGAACUGCCCACAGGGGUCGGAAUAUCCUGUGGCAAGGAUGAUGUUUCGCUGGGAUAAUCUGCCACUGACCAGAUUAAUUCUCUUUGAAUUAAUUAUCUCCUGGACUAACGAGGCAACGCCGAGGAGGUGAAGCCGACGACUGACAUUCCUCUUGCAGCUCCUGGGGACCAAAGAGCAACGGGGAAUUGUGCUGGAUGCUGACAUGGAUGGGGAAGGAAAACCUGUUGUGGAAUUCCCCACAUAUUUAUCAAGGCUUUGUUGGUAUCCCUUAAAACUCCAAUGGCAGCUACUGAACACUAAUUCCUGAAAGUCUGUUUCAUGCUGGGUGGUUGUGAGGGGUCAAUUGAGGAGUGUGUGAGUAAAACAUUCCUUAAAUCAC
Haemorhous mexicanus (house finch) is the source of this 2846-nucleotide messenger RNA. It is a transcript of the gene RMDN3, whose product is annotated as regulator of microtubule dynamics 3. The record is from RefSeq and is a predicted model, not a curated record. NCBI's taxonomy places the organism in Eukaryota, Metazoa, Chordata, Aves, Passeriformes, Fringillidae. The transcript is spliced from 13 exons. Gene Ontology annotation, molecular function: microtubule binding. Gene Ontology annotation, cellular component: spindle microtubule; mitotic spindle pole; cytoplasm. The coding region runs from base 25 to 1647 and encodes 540 amino acids.